AUCAACUAAAGACACGAGAAGACAAACUUUCGAAAACCAUCCCAGAUCCGUUUUCCAGCGUCAUGUUUGACCCUAAUCACCUGACUUACAAUGAUGUAACAAUUUAUCUAUCAUGAUGUAAUGUUACUAAUUUUACCAGAAGCUGUGACAGUCACAUGAAUCUGAAGACUUACAUAUUGCAUAAUGAGUGUCUAGGAACAGCUACAGUGUGGGCAAUACAAUUGUUAUUUGAAUUUUGAAAGGGGCAUUAUUCUUCUAUUUCUUCUGUUCCACUGGAUUUUGCCUUGUAUAUCUCCGGAACGUUAGACGUUGUUUAUUUCACUAGAUCAUUGUUUUUUUCCCUGGUGAUUGUUUGUGUUCAACCAUGAGGAAGCUCAGGCAGCUGGGCCUGUUGAUGUGGAAGAAUUUCAUGUUACAAAGGAGACGACCAAUUGGAACUCUCGUCCAAAUUGGGUUGCCUUUUUUCAUGUCCCUAAUAUACCUUGCAUUGAGACUGUAUCUUAUCGAUGCUACACACUAUGACGCUGUCACAUGGCCCGAAUAUAACAUAUCCAGCCCUCCCCCAAACCUUAAAAGAUCAUUCAAGAUUGCCUAUUCUACUAACAAUGGCUCAGACUUAUCCAAGAACUUUACAGAUGAUCUCAAAUACUAUCUAAAUGAAAAUGCAUACCAUAGAUAUAAUCAAAAUAUAAGUAUUCAUUUCUUCCAAUCUGAAAGUUUAAUGGUAAAUGAAAUCGCCGACGCUUCAGGAGGAUUCAUCGGUGGUAUAUAUUUUUCGACGCUGCCCGAUGAUCAAAACAAUAUAUUUGAUUACACCCUCAGAUUCACGAUUUCUGAUGAUAGUAAUAAUCCCCUUGCAAAGAAUGGACAUGAAUGGCUGACAAAGUAUGUUUUCCCAAAGUUUCAGCUCCCACAACCACGAAACAAAGACAAAUCUGUGGAUGAAAAGCCGAGCUAUUAUGAAGCAGGCUUCUUGCUCACGCAAUAUGCUGUCGAUCGAGCAAUUAUAAAACAAUUUGGUCCGAUACCAGCAACAGUUCUUAUGCAGAAGUUUCCAUUUCCAAGCUAUGUUAAAGACGCAUUCAUUCUGAUCAUUCAACAGUUCAUGCCAAACUUUUUUGUCAUUGCUUUCAUUUAUACAGCACUUGUCAUUGUACGAAGCAUUGUUUAUGAGAAAGAAAAGCGACUGAAAGAAACAUUGAAGAUGAUUGGUGUGGACAACUGGUUGCAUUGGGUGGCAUGGUACAUUCAGAGUUUGAUUAUUUGCCUGAUCUGCAUCAUCAUCAUGACCUUAAUGUUCACCAUCAAGUUCAAUGAUCAUGGCAAAGUUAUCAACCAGUCUUCUCCGACCGUGUUUUUCGUCUUCCUUCUUCUGUACAUACACUCUGGAAUAAUGUUCUGUUUCUUUUUGAGUGUGUUUUUCUCCAAAGCUAGCACAGCUGCCGCUGGUGGCGGUAUCUUAUGGUACCUCACCUUCAUACCAUUUUUCUUCAUCGCCCAAAGUUAUGAUGAGAUGUCAUUGUCACUCAAGGCUGCUACCUGCUUGAUCCCAAAUCUUGGCAUGGCUCUUGGUUCAAUUGUGAUUGGAAAAUUUGAAGGGACAGGAAUUGGUGUUCACUGGGACAAUCUGUCGAAAGGUGCAUCUGUUGACGAUGAUUUCUCCUUGGGUAUUGUAUUUAUAAUGAUGAUAAUCAACAGUAUAAUCUAUGGUAUACUUACAUGGUACAUUGAGAAUGUAUUCCCAGGCGAGUUUGGUACUCCAAAGCCAUGCUAUUUUCCUUUCACGAAAAGCUAUUGGUGUGGAAGUUUUAAGAAGGUGUCAGACUCAGAUCAGGAGACACUGCCUUUGCUAGGGAAUCGGCAUGACAAACCAUCAGAAAAAUUUGAGAAGGAUCCAGAGGGACUUGGUGUUGGGAUUGACAUAAAAGAUUUGGUCAAAAUAUACGAUGGUGAAACAGGAAAGAAAGUCGCUGUGAAUGAAGUCUCCCUGAAGAUGUACGAGGGUCAGAUAACGGUGUUGCUCGGUCACAAUGGCGCUGGUAAAACCAGCUUGAUGUCCGUUCUGACCGGGUUUUACUCGCCCAGUGGUGGAACAGCGACUGUGAACGGAUAUGACAUACGAACGAGUAUGGAUGGUGUUCGAUCUAGCCUGGGUUUGUGUCCGCAACACGACGUCUUGUAUGAUACCCUCACGGUCAAGGAGCAUCUGUGGUUCUUUGGAAGAUUGAAAGGGAUGACGAGAGCCGAAUCUGCGGGAGAAAUCGAAAAAAUGUUAGAUUCGAUCAAACUCGCUGAUAAAUGUACAUCUCAGACGCGAUAUCUGUCUGGUGGAAUGAAACGAAAAUUAUCAUUGGGAUUAGCCUUGAUUGGGAAAGCAAAAGUUUUAAUGUUGGACGAGCCGACUUCAGGAAUGGAUCCAUCUGCUCGUAGGUUCACCUGGGAUCUCUUGCAAAAUUACCGAAGCGGUCGAACAAUUCUGCUGACGACUCAUUUUAUGGACGAAGCUGAUGUUCUUGGUGAUCGUAUCGCUAUCAUGGCGGAUGGAAAAAUUCAAUGUUGUGGUAGUUCCUUGUUCCUGAAGAACCAUUACGGUGUUGGUUACCAUAUUGUGAUGGUCAAACAACCCGAUUGUAAGGUUAGGAAAGUGACAGAGCUGGUGAGACAGUUUGUUCCACAUGCCAAGCUGGAGAGCAAUGCAGGAGCUGAGUUAUCGUACAUUUUGCCACGACAAUCCUCGCAGAAUUUCUCCACCCUGUUUGCAAAACUUGAGGACAAACAUGAAGAGCUCGGAAUCGCCAGUUACGGGGCUUCAAUGACGACCAUGGAAGAAGUGUUUAUGAAAGUUGGUAUUGAGAGUGACGAGACCUUAGAUGAUAAAUUGAAGGCAACAUAUGGUGGGAAUGCCGAAGAUAUCACUGCCUCCGUCAGUUCAAUAGGUACAGAAGAAACACCAAAUGGCGUUAACAACCGCCUAAACGCCAUUGGCAAACCAUCAGCAUUCGUUCUGAACACUGGCAUGCUUUUGUAUCUACAACGCUGGAUCGCAAUGUUCAAGAAAAGAUACCUUCAUUCCCGAAGGCAUAAAAUUGCUAUCAUUUCUCAAUUAUUAAUGCCUCUUGUCUUCACGCUGUUUGCUUUGAUCGCCGCAGAAACAAUUCCUAAACCAGAAGACUCUACCGCCAUGUUUGAUUCCAACUAUGCACCUUUUGGAACUGUUGGAAGCUUCUCAAGCGUUUCCAGUUCUUUAGCCAAGUCGUAUACAAAGUCCGCCAGUUCUAAUACACGUUACCAAAACAUCACCCACAAAGCUGGAUAUAAAGGAAACAUGACGAAAUAUUUGAUUCAUAAAGCAAGUGGUGAAAAGCUUGGAUCCUUCAACAGACAUUGCUUCAUUGCAGCUACUUUUGAGCGUCGCGAUGACAACGUGACGGCGAAGUCCUGGUUUAAUGAUCAAGCAUAUCAUGCCGUCGCUGUCUCGUUAAGCGCUGUCGAUAAUGCGAUCCUGAAAGAUGUAUCCAAAAAUUCAAGCAAACAGAUCACGGUCACAAAUCAUCCAUUACCACGAACGUUGAAGCAAAAGUCAGACGACUUAGAUAAUAAUGCUGUCGGUCUGAACGUCGCAUUUAACCUUCUUUUUGGGAUGGCGUUUCUUGCAUCGAGUUUCGUCGUUUUCGUUGUUCAAGAGCGAACGAAUGGCGCUAAACACGUGCAAUUUGUCAGCGGUGUAGAUCCAUUCAGCUACUGGACGGCGUCUUGGGCUUGGGACUUGAUUAACUUUACAUUCCCGUGUAUUUGUAUCAUCAUUUUGUUUGCUUGUUUUGAUGUCCCCGCUUAUACAGGAGGAAAUCGUCUUGGUAUCGUGUUCUUGGUUCUGAUAUUAUACGGUUUUGCUAUCAUCCCGUUCAUGUACCUCUUCUCAUUCCUAUUCAAAAUGGCCUCGAAAGCCUACAUUCGUCUCACUCUACUAAACAUAGUCACUGGGCUGGUGGCGCUUCUCCUGGUCUACAUUAUCCAAGCCCUAGGAUACGCCGACACCGCCGAUGCGUUCAACUGGAUAUUCUUUCUGCUUCCCAACUUUUCGCUGGGUCAAACAUUCUCCAAUAUCUUCACUAACUAUAACCGUAUAAGGUUAUAUGACGAUUUUUUUUCGCUCUGUAUAAAGGUGAAGACUGAGGAACAAUGUAUAGCUGAAAUUAAACAAAACGGUCUGAGCAUUGAGUUCCAGAGGGAUUAUCUCGCCUGGGACACACCGGGAGUUGGACGUUUCGUGUUAAUUCUACCGCUGGAAGGAAUUCUGUUCAUGUUAAUGGUGCUUUUCAUCGACUACAAUAUUGCUCGUAGUCUUAAAAGUUUGGCGCGCGGCCAUCACGUCGAUCCGUUCGAUGCCAUUCAUCAGGAGGUGGCGACGGAUUCCGAUGUGCUAGCCGAGCAGAAACGGGUGCUUGACGGAGAGGCGCAAGAAGAUGUGUUGGUGAUCAACGAUUUGACGAAAGUCUUCAAAGUACCCGGACGUCAAAAGUUUGCAGCUGUCGACCAUCUUACUCUUGGGGUACCCCUGGGGGAAUGUUUUGGCCUGCUGGGUGUAAACGGCGCGGGUAAAACUACAACAUUCAAAAUGUUGACUGGAGAUGAGAUUCCGACGUCUGGAACAGCUUCGGUCGACUCUUUCGACAUUCAGGCGGAUCUAAAUAUGGUGCGUCAAAGGACUGGAUAUUGUCCGCAAUUCGAUGCUCUAAUCGACCUCAUGACAGGGCGCGAAAUGCUUCGAAUGUACGCCGCUUUACGAGGAGUUCCGACUCAGCUGAUCGAUCUACUUGUCGAAGAUCUAAUGAAGUCUGUGCUCUUGACAGAACACGCGGAUAAGCUGACAAAAACUUACAGCGGUGGAAACAAGCGCAAAUUGAGCGCAGCCAUUGCUUUGGUUGGGGAGCCUCUGGUUGUCUUUCUUGACGAACCUACGACUGGGAUGGAUCCCGUGGCUAGACGAUUGUUGUGGAACACACUAUGUCGUGUUAGAGCUGAAGGUCGUUGUCUAGUGAUAACAUCCCACUCGAUGGAGGAAUGCGAAGCGUUAUGCACACGUCUAGCCAUCAUGGUCAAUGGGAAAUUCCGUUGUCUUGGCAGCCCGCAACACCUGAAGAACAAGUUCGUGCAGGGCUUUACCCUGUUAGUGAACGUGCCGGACGAUACGCAACCGGACGACACGCAUUCGCUCAAGGAAUUUGUCGCCAACACUUUCCCAGGCAGUCUACUCCGUGAUGAACACAAUGGACUGUUGAAUUAUCAUCUGGCAGGCAGCAAUAGCUCCUGGUCCGUGUUAUUCGCGACGCUAGAAGAUGCCCAUAGCAGAGGAAUCAUUGGAAACUACGCCGUCACACAGACGUCGCUCGAACAAAUUUUCCUCAACUUUGCCCGUUCUCAAAGAGGCUAUGAUGAUUAGAUGGCGGGGAAAAAAUUGACUAUUUGUUUAAUAUAGAAGGUUUUUUUAAUACGUUAUUGGUCCAAUUGCAUGCAUUUUUUGCUGAACAGGACCUAGUUUCUACACGGUCGUUGUUAAGGGCCGAAAAUUAGAAAAUUCUUUUUAAUAAUUGCUGCGAUCGAAGCAAAAAUCUUGACGCAAGAAAGUGAAAAGACGUGAUGAAUAAAAUGAUUGAAUAAUGAAUGUAAACAGAACAGAUGAAAUAGAAAUUAAAACGAAU
Dendronephthya gigantea is the source of this 5699-nucleotide messenger RNA. RefSeq names its product ATP-binding cassette sub-family A member 3-like. The coding region runs from base 365 to 5440 and encodes 1691 amino acids. Gene Ontology annotation, cellular component: membrane; intracellular membrane-bounded organelle. Gene Ontology annotation, molecular function: lipid carrier activity; ATP hydrolysis activity; ABC-type transporter activity. The transcript has 19 exons. NCBI's taxonomy places the organism in Eukaryota, Metazoa, Cnidaria, Anthozoa, Malacalcyonacea, Nephtheidae. The record is from RefSeq and is a predicted model, not a curated record. Gene Ontology annotation, biological process: transmembrane transport; lipid transport.